AUGUCUAGGGGGUUUAUAGGUUACAGGUGUGUUGAACUUCACUUCGUUACUAGGUUUAUAGGUUACAGGUGUGUUGAACUUCACUUCGUUGCACUUCGUUACGUUCAACUGUUUAUAGAUUACAGUAGGUUCAUAGGUUACAGGUGUGUUGAACUUCACUUCGUUGCACUUCGUUACGUUCAACUGUUUAUAGAUUACAGUAGGUUUAUAGGUUACAGGUGUGUUGAACUUCACUUCGUUGCACUUCGUUACGUUCAACUGUUUAUAGAUUACAGUAGGUUUAUAGGUUACAGGUGUGUUGAACUUCACUUCGUUGCACUUCGUUACGUUCAACUGUUUAAAGAUUACAGUGGGUUUAUAGGUUACAGGUGUGUUGAACUCCACUUCGUUGCACUUCGUUACGUUCAACUGUUUAUAGAUUACAGUAGGUUCAUAGGUUACUGGUGUGUUGAACUCCACUUCGUUGCACUUCGUUACGUUCAACUAUUUAUAGAUUACAGUAGGUUUAUAGGUUACAGGUGUGUUGAACUUCACUUCGUUGCACUUCGUUACGUUCAACUGUUUAAAGAUUACAGUGGGUUUAUAGGUUACAGGUGUGUUGAACUUCACUUCGUUGCACUUCGUUACGUUCAACUGUUUAUAGAUUACAGUAGGUUCAUAGGUUACUGGUGUGUUGAACUCCACUUCGUUGCACUUCGUUACGUUCAACUGUUUAUAGAUUACAGUAGGUUCAUAGGUUACUGGUGUGUUGAACUCCACUUCGUUUCACUCCGUUACGUUCAACUGUUUAUAAAUUACCAGUUUUCAAUGGGAAAUUAG
Molecule: messenger RNA, 819 nt
Organism: Chironomus riparius
Lineage: Eukaryota; Metazoa; Arthropoda; Insecta; Diptera; Chironomidae
Source: the annotation of a GenBank genome assembly